This is a messenger RNA of Pseudo-nitzschia multistriata, 2055 nucleotides long. The record is from the annotation of a GenBank genome assembly. Lineage: Eukaryota; Bacillariophyta; Bacillariophyceae; Bacillariales; Bacillariaceae.
CGGUAUUGUUCAGCAAGAUACACAACCAUUGAACCCGUUCCAAAAGUUGGUAAACCAACAAUCAUAGAAGCACUAAUACUGCCAGUGAUCGUACCUUUUUCUAGAAGCGUCUUGUAAUUCAUUACCAAAAACCAAGCAAAAGCUUGCUGAUCUGUCCGAAACUACAUUGUUCUGGUGAUUGAUUGGUAUAUUCGACAGAAGCGGCAAUGGUCGUGGGAACAUUAUGACGACGAAAAGAGCGAGAUCCGAGCCCGUUUCGGCGGUAUCUACCUCUUUCGUGCGAAACAUAUCUUCGACAAUCCUGUUGAUGCUGCAUCUUACGUCUUCGAUGGUCUCGGUAGAACCAUUUAGUAUCUCUUCUCUCAAGCGACAUCAUUUUCACCGAGGACCAACAAAUAUCUCCCACUUGUUACAGACCACGCGACUCGAUACCAAACAGAACACCAAUCGCUAUCCAAACCUGUCGGUGCAAACAAUAGUCUCGGCGAAACCAACAGGAGUAUGGUCCUCUCCACCCCCGAGUUGGAACUGCAAAGCCUCCGGGAGAACGCCUACCGCACUCGGGAGCGGCAGCCUCGUGGCCGCUGGCGACCAGUGGGGGAACCUUUCCGCGCUUGCCGCGGUGUCAGUAGCCUCCCAACGGCUCGGUCGCUCGACCCGCGUGGGUAGGCUGCUGGGAGCACCCGUGACGGCCAUGGCCCUGACCUUUUUUCUAGCCAGCGUCGGGGUGCUGGCACAAGGUGGGACGCCCACCUCCAGGAGCCUGCAGACGAUGGCCAUCCGCUUUGCAACUCCGUGGAUUCUCCUGGGGGCUGAGUUCGGCACUAGUGGCGGUGACGAGCUGGUUGAAGCUUCGUCCUCCUCGUCGUCGACGUCGGUAGCCCCACUCGUUGUUGGUUUCGGUCUGGCCUCCCUAGCGACCCUGGCCGGAGGAUGCAUCGGAUGGAACCUGGCGGGGGGGGCCCUGGUGAGCUGCGCACUGGGUGGCCACGACGGAUUGGCGAUUGCCUCCGCGCUGCUGGCCAAAAACAUCGGGGGUGGGAUCAACUACGUUGCCGUCUGUGCAGCACUCGAGGCGAGCCCCGAAGCGAUCGCCGUGGGGCUGUGCAUCGAUAACAUCGGAGCACUCGUCUACUUUCCGAUUUCCAAUCUUCUGGCCAGCCGAUAUCCAGACGUUACCGACAGCAAUGCUUCCCAAACCAACAGCGAGGCCCGGAACGAUAGUGGCCAGAACAAGGACAGUGGUGUUGCUUCUGCCGCCGUGGAACCGAUGACGGUGUCUUCCAUCUCCAUGGCAUUCUUCGCGGCAACGACCCUGCUAUGGAUGGGGGAUUAUGUUGCAAGUAGCCUUCUAAAGAGCCCAUCUUCGCAAAUCCCCGUCGUAACCCUCCUCGCUGUGGUCUUGGCCGGAAUCGUGGCCCCGCGAUUGCCAACCCGUGAAACUGACGGUAGCAUCUCCAGCUCCACCGCCGGUGGACCGAUGUCGGAACCAAAAUUCCCGCUGUUCCCCUCCUCCGCCUCGAAACGAGCGCUCCGGAGCACCUGCGACACGCUUGGAACAUUCUGCCUCUACUUAUUCUUCACCACGGCCGGCGCCCCGGGAAUCAAGGUGGCCAAGUCCAUGACGUCGGCCCUGGUUCCGCUGUCGCUCUUUUCCAUCCUGUUGUACGCGGUUCACGGAGGUAUUCUGUCGGCCCUCUAUCAGCUGGGGCACGAGCAGAGCCGGUUCCGCAGAAAGAGGCAACAGCGCCGAGAAGGCCAGCUAAGGCCAACAAGGGGAUGGCUCAGCACGGUACUUUCCCCACAGCGGCUACUGGUGGCCUCGAGUAGCGCCAUAGGUGGCCCGCCCACGUCCGUCGCGUUGGCGCGGUCCGUGAGCUGGGAUUCUCUGGUGGUCCCGGCCCUGCUUGUCGGCAACAUCGGGUACGCCGUCUCCACGUUCAUCGGUAUUGCCUUUUAUUAUUGUCUCAAAAGCACGGUGCUGUAAUAUAGCGAUCUUAGAAUAGUACUGUUUCUUGCAAUGAUAUCAUUUAGAAAGAAAAAUCUAUUCGAGUA